Molecule: messenger RNA, 489 nt
Organism: Cooperia oncophora
Lineage: Eukaryota; Metazoa; Nematoda; Chromadorea; Rhabditida; Trichostrongylidae
Source: the annotation of a GenBank genome assembly
CUGAAAACUAGAAUUUUUUUUAAACUUGCUGUGAUUGUGUGCCCUGGCGUAGGAAUAAUUUUACUUUUUCAGGAUAAUCUCGACCACUCACGAUACACCGUACACACGUCAGCCGGACAUCUUUCAGUGCAAAGCACUAUUUACUCGCCGAUAGUGCUCACGACCUUGAACAACACUUCUAUUCCGCCUUCAGUCAAUAUUCCACCUCUUCCAUGUAAUCUCCAGUUGCUUACUGUUCGGCCGCUGUCUGAUAACAGACGCCUUCUGACAAUAUUCAACCAUGGCGAUCGCAUGGCGCACACGAUGCUUAAUGAAUGCGGAGUUGAUCUGGAGCCAUUUUUGCGUGCUUACUUCGAAUCGAUGAAUGUCAAGAAGGUCCAAGAAACGGAUUUGGCUGGCUUAGAUGACUCAGCACCAGUGUUUAAUGCGAGCACCUACGUUCCACAUCUGAAACCAUUCAAAUUCCUGUCACUGCUGCUGACAGUAUAG